Messenger RNA from Rubroshorea leprosula, 620 nucleotides. Lineage: Eukaryota; Viridiplantae; Streptophyta; Magnoliopsida; Malvales; Dipterocarpaceae. The record is from the annotation of a GenBank genome assembly.
CUUAAAAUGAUAGGGAAUUGUGAAAAGUUGGGAGAUGGCAUUUAGAUAUCCAUUCAUCAGAAAGAUUACGGCAUUAAUGGAGAAGUAUGUUGGAAGGCCAAGCAUGGAAAGAAAUGCUGGGGUCUUUGUUGUUGAUUUGGAGGGCAAACCGGUAGCUCACUACUAUGAUUCUGAAUUGUCUUUGAUAUCGAGUGGGAUCAAGAUUCAGAAUCAUCUCUACUGCGGCUCUGUCAAGUACUCGUUUAUCAUUCGCCUCAAUCUGGAUCGCUAUGCUGCUACUCAUCAUUCCUCUCGCAAGCAAAAGAACUGCAGCAGUGGCAGCAAAUGGAAAGAAGUGAUGACUGCACAGUAGUAGCAAAGUGACAACAGCAUAGAGCUGCACAUGGGCUACAAGAAAUGAGAGCAAAUUUCAUCAUUUUAGUCCAUGUUUUAGGUAGUCAAUAAUUACUGUAUUAGGUAGAAAAAGGAAGGAAGGAAUUGAGAUGGAAAUUAAGAGAAAGAGAAAGCAUGGUUUCUCCUCUCCGGUUGGAUGAAUGCCUACACUCUUCUAUGUUAAUAGCUUUAUGUUCUAUGUUAUAUGUUAUGUUGUAUUGUUUCUGUUAUAAAUAGCAGAAUUUAUA